AUGUCUCAGGGUGGUAUAGAGAUCAGCGAGGAGGACAAGAGGCUCCAUAGGGAGGCCGAAAAGAGCCUCAAGGAGGCCAAACUGAAGAUGCAGAAGCAAGUCAAGGUCCUCCUCCUCGGUUCCGGAGACUCCGGCAAGUCUACCAUCCUCAAGCAGAUGCGGCUCAUCCACCGCGUGCCAUUCUCGUCACAAGAGAUCGAGUCCUACCGCCAACUCAUCUUCAACAACCUUACGCAUGGCCUCAAGAAUGUCAUCGACGCCAUGGAGGAUAUGGAGCUGGAAGUUUCACCGGAGAACCAAGACCUUGUUCCCAUCAUCGAGGAUGCGUCUGACAUCAAGGACGGCGAACCUUUCCCCACCGAGUUCCAUGAGAUCCUCAAGCGGUUAUGGGAGGACCCCAACGUCCAGGCCGCAUAUGCGCGCGGUAAUGAGGCGGCGUUGCCCGAAAACCUGCUUUACUACUUCGCAGAUCUCGAUCGAUUAUUUGAUCCGGAGUAUGUACCCAACGAGCAGGACAUCGUUCACGCUCGUGCACGGACAAUCGGUAUCACGGAAACCGUCUUCACCCUGCGCGACCAUGAUAUGCUCAUGGUUGACGUCGGCGGUCAGAAGAGUGAGCGGCGGAAGUGGAUUCAUUGUUUCCAGGAUGUGACAAGCAUACUGUUCCUCGUGAGCUUGAGUGGUUACGAUCAGUGUCUCGUCGAAGACAAGGAUGCGAAUCAAAUGCAAGACGCAAUGACCAUCUGGGACUCAAUAUGCCAUUCGCAGUGGUUCAAACAGACGUCCAUCAUCCUAUUCUUGAACAAGAACGACCUGUUUGAGAAGAAAGUUCAACAUUCGGACAUCAAGAACUUCUUCCCAGAUUAUGAUGGCGAGGCGGGGGAUGCCAAGGCCGGCCGAGAGUACUUCAAGAAACGAUUCGCAAGACUAGCACAGAAGGCCAACGCGAAGGAGAGGGAAAUCUACAUACAUGUGACUACGGCAACAGAUACUGCCAUGUUGCGAGUCGUCAUGGCCGCUGUCGAAGGUGCGUCUCAACUCAUCCUCGUUGUUUGCCCUUGCUAA
Molecule: messenger RNA, 1065 nt
Organism: Dichomitus squalens LYAD-421 SS1
Lineage: Eukaryota; Fungi; Basidiomycota; Agaricomycetes; Polyporales; Polyporaceae
Product: heterotrimeric G protein alpha subunit 4
Exons: 8
Coding region: 1-1065 (354 amino acids)
Biological process (GO): G protein-coupled receptor signaling pathway
Cellular component (GO): heterotrimeric G-protein complex
Molecular function (GO): GTP binding; GTPase activity; G-protein beta/gamma-subunit complex binding
Source: RefSeq, a predicted model, not a curated record